AUGCAGACGCCAGUACAGUCCAUUAUUCACAGUGGCUACUUUCACCCAACACUCAGAUACUGGCAGACCUGUGCCACAGAUAUAAAAACAGAGAACCUCAUUUACCCAAUUUUCAUCACAGACAAUGUUGAUGCUGUGGAGCCUAUUAAGAGCCUACCUGGACAAGCCAGAUGUGGGGUGAACAAACUGGAAGGAAUGUUGCAGCCACUUGUCGAGAAUGGUUUGAAAUGUGUGCUGAUCUUUGGGGUGCCCGCGAAUAUAGCAAAGGACGACCGAGGGUCAGGGGCCGACACAGACGACACGCCCGCCGUGAUGGCCGUGAAGAAGAUCAGAUCCUUAUUCCCUGACCUGCUGGUGGCAUGCGACGUCUGCUUGUGUCCCUACACGUCGCAUGGCCAUUGUGGUAUCCUGAAUGAAGAUGGUUCGCUGAACAUCGAUGCUAGCUGUUUGAGACUGGCAGAAGUAGCACUAGCCUAUGCCAAAGCUGGUUGUCACAUAAUUGCUCCUUCUGAUAUGAUGGAUGGCAGAGUUGGGGCCAUAAAACAAGCGCUGCUUUCCAAUGGGUUGGGAAACAAGGUGUCAGUGCUAAGCUACAGUGCCAAGUUUGCCUCAUGUUACUAUGGCCCUUUCAGAGAUGCUGCACAAUCCAAGCCAGCUUUUGGGGACAGGCGCCGCUACCAACUCCCCCCUGGAGCAAGGGGGCUUGCUCACUGAAAUGAACGAGAUGUAAGAGAAGGCGCUGAUAUGCUCAUGGUGAAACCCGGUCUGCCAUAUUUGGACAUUGUCAGAGAAGUCAAGGACAAGUUCCCCACUCAUCCCCUUGCUGUUUAUAAUGUGUCGGGGGAGUUCGCCAUGAUGUGGCACGGAGCGCAAGCUGGAGCCUUUGACUUGCGAGCCGCUGUCAUGGAGGCCAUGACCGCCUUCCGCAGGGCAGGCGCUGACAUUAUCAUCACCUACUACACCCCUCAGUUGCUCAACUGGUUGAAAGAAUGAGGAAUGAAGAGCGAAAUCUCUGGAGAAAAGAUAGUGUCUCCUUUUAAGCUAGCAACCAAAAAUCAUCACUUGAAAAUGUCACAGCAACACGCUUGGGAAAAUUCACUACUUUGGGGGAUUUAUUUAAAGUCUGUUUUGGGAACACUGGGCAGUGCGUAACAGUAUGACAGCUUUUGUUAUUUAUAUUUUAAAAUUAUAUAAACAUAUGUAUAUUUUUGGUGGGGGCGGGGGGAUCCUAAAAUCCCAGAUUCAUAGCUAUAUCAACUAUUCACAAAACAUUUAAAUGUUCUCAUUUAGUUAAAACUUAAGGAUGGAUCGAAAAUGCACUACAAGCUCUAACUGGGAAACUUACGACCUCUCAACCUUACAUACCUCCAACUGUUGUGCAAAAAGUACUGCAACAUAGAAUAGUCCGAUAAAUUUGUGCGUUCAAAACUUCUGAAUGUCGGAUUAAGUUCACCUGUUAAGAUUAUAUCACAUUUUUGGUUCAUCUUGAAAGUUCGACCGGAAGCAAUGACUUUUUGUCAUUAGUGCAUGUGUGUUUCUGUACACUGUGAAUGUAGUAGCUAAAUAUAGCGUUGUUUUUUUUUUUUUUUUUUUUUUUAUGUUUUCUCAUGUACCUGAUGUUGACCCAUUUUGGUGACCACUAUCCCUUUGGACCAGAUAUUAAAAGGUUUAUUCAGAGGUCU
Hippocampus comes (tiger tail seahorse) is the source of this 1682-nucleotide messenger RNA. Its product is annotated as delta-aminolevulinic acid dehydratase-like. The transcript is spliced from 11 exons. NCBI's taxonomy places the organism in Eukaryota, Metazoa, Chordata, Actinopteri, Syngnathiformes, Syngnathidae. Gene Ontology annotation, molecular function: zinc ion binding; porphobilinogen synthase activity. Gene Ontology annotation, cellular component: cytosol. The record is from RefSeq and is a predicted model, not a curated record. Gene Ontology annotation, biological process: heme biosynthetic process.